AUGAAUCCUAUAAUGAUCCAUAUCAUUAACCUGCUCAAACCCACACCAGCAUCAUCAGAGGAAUUAAACGUUGAAACUAUCAAGGAUAUUUUUGCAGAACUUGAAAUUUGUGACGAUGAGAAUGAUUCUUCAAAAAGGAUAGACUUAGACAAACCCAUGCAGACAGUCGGAGUUUUAGAGAAGGUCAAGGAAACUUUGUACCGUGCAAUGCGUUAUUAUUGGAAAAAAGAUAACAACGAAUCAUAUUUACCUUCCAUUAUCGAUCCUCGUGUCAAAAGGUUUGAUUUUGCGCCUGACAAAAUCAAACAGUAUCAUGAUAUAAAAGAUAAUCUAUCAACAGCAAAUCUAACAUCCACUGCUAACAUUUCGUUAUCCGCUUCCUCCUUUUAUAACACUACUGUUUCUCCGUUUUACAAACCAACACUUUUAAACAUAUUUAACAAUUCAUCACCUCUUAAUUCACAGAACGAGCCGGAUGAAUACCUUGCGGUUCUGCAGGUACCUUUUGGGUCUGACCCAUUCGCGUGGUGGAAUAUGAAUAAAGAUAGGUUCCCCGUACUAAGCAAGUUGGCACGUAUUUACCUCGCAGUUUCGGCGACGUCCACACCUUCCGAAAGGUUAUUCUCUGAUUGUGGUAAUCUAUUGGCCCCGAAUUCUUCAAACGCUUGA
Messenger RNA from Racocetra fulgida, 669 nucleotides. The record is from the annotation of a GenBank genome assembly. Lineage: Eukaryota; Fungi; Glomeromycota; Glomeromycetes; Diversisporales; Gigasporaceae.